UAUUACUUUUAUUGGAUGGUUGUUCAAGAUGGCGACUUGCAGAGUUCUUGGCCUGCGUGGCAUCUUUUCACCAUUUCUUAGAAACCAUCAAACACUGUUAGCCAAUCAGUCACGUCAAUUAUACACUGAAAAGAACCACACUGAAACACAACAAAAUCUCAGUUUGGUGCCAUACAGAGAACAAAGUACAAGUCAGAGUGCUGUUAAAGUGAAACCAUACUCUCCAUUUCAAAAUCCAAGUAACAAACUAGAUUAUGCAUUGGCUAGAGUUGAUGAUUUGAUCAACUGGGGUAGAAAAAGUUCGUUAUGGCCAAUGACAUUUGGGUUAGCAUGCUGUGCUGUAGAGAUGAUGCACAUGGCUGCUCCAAGAUAUGACAUGGACCGAUUUGGUAUUGUAUUUCGAGCAAGUCCACGGCAAUCUGAUGUGAUUAUUGUAGCUGGAACUCUUACAAAUAAAAUGGCACCUGCAUUAAGAAAAGUAUAUGAUCAGAUGCCUGAACCCCGAUGGGUUGUAUCUAUGGGUAGUUGUGCUAAUGGUGGAGGUUAUUAUCAUUAUUCAUAUUCUGUUGUACGUGGAUGUGAUCGAGUUAUACCUGUUGAUAUUUAUGUACCUGGAUGUCCUCCAACAGCGGAAGCUUUAUUAUAUGGUAUGUUACAGCUACAGAAAAAAAUCAAGAAAAUGAAUAAUGUUCAAAUGUGGUAUAGGAAGUAAAAGGUUAAUUUUAAUAAAGUUAUGUAAAUAUACUAAAAGAUGUGUAAAUGCAUUUAUUAGAUACGAGCGUGAAUGGUAUUUAAAAAAAAAUGCACUUGAUUGAACUGACAAUACACUAGUAUAUCGAGCAGCUCACUGACUAAACCCAGGAAUAAAAGAAAUGGAAGAUUCAGUUUAUAAAUGAAUAUAUAUAUACAGUGGUAUUUUUACAUGAUCUGAAUAUCUACUAAUUAUAGUGUGAACAGUGUAUUGUGUAUUUAUUUACUUGAUAUUUAUUAUCAAUAGACAUUCUUUGUAGAUAAAUACCUUUAAAAUAAAUUUAUAUUCAGAAGCAGAUAAACUUAUUUCAUUAUGAUUUUUUAAAAAAUUUUUAACAAAUAAAAAAUGAUGCAUUAUGUAAUAGCUAAAUCUGCCUACAUGCAGGUCUUUUUUCUGGCUUCACGUGACAAGUCCACUACUAAACUCUCUAGAUUUAGACCAUUGGAUGGCUCCAAUUUUAAUUGUAUUAGAAUACCACAGCCUUUUAAUCAAAACUUAGUCUUUAUAGUCAAGUAUCGUUGCUACAAUAAUAAACAAUCUACGCUACAUUUUGUGAAAACUUCAAACACUCACACCUUGGCACAGUCCAAAGAUAAUUGACUGAAAUUAUCUGUUUUUAACAUAUUGCAUCUUUAAAGGUAUAAUAAAUCUAAUGACAGUGAAGAAAAACCAGUACUAUAUUACUUUAUACUGUACAGCAGCAAAGAAUUAAUGUCACUAACACAAAUUAAACUGACAGUGUCUGGAUAAUCAGUUCUAUAUUACUAGCCAUGCUUAUAUAAUAAAUCAAGUCAAGUUACCUUCAAAAUUCUUAUUUCAGAAAUCACUCCUGAAAAUAGACCAUGAUAAUAAUCCUAAAAUUAAUUGAUGACACAUUAAUUAUACACAUUUAUCUUUUAAAGAAGUAUUAUGUAAGAUUUACUUAGAUAAAGAACUGCCCAUUCUGUCUAUAAUAGUUCAAAAAUAGAUAAUGUAAAAUGAAUAUUUUGAAAAUUCCAUUCAAAUUACUUUAUUCUUAGCAAAGUUAUCAAUGUUUGUAGUUUUGUCAAUUUGUGCAUUGAUUGUUUAUUAUUGUUAUCACCGUACUGGUUGUUCGAGACUUAGCCUCUGCAGUCGGCAGAUUUAGCUAUUACAUAAUGCAUUUUCUAAUUAAAGAUUAAAUGGCUGAACUGUUCUAAUAUACUUAAAAUCAGAGCCGACCUAUAGCUUAGAGAGCUGAUUAUGGACUUGUCAUGUUAAUAAAUGUCUAAUUAAUAAUUUAUAUAACAUUUAAGGCCUAAAGAAAGACCUUCAAUAGGCAUAUUUAGCUUUUGAAUAAUGCCUUUUUAAUAAAGCAUCAAGCAUUCAGAUUA
Messenger RNA from Patella vulgata (common limpet), 2103 nucleotides. RefSeq names its product NADH-quinone oxidoreductase subunit B 2. The coding region runs from base 29 to 712 and encodes 227 amino acids. Gene Ontology annotation, molecular function: NADH dehydrogenase (ubiquinone) activity; 4 iron, 4 sulfur cluster binding; quinone binding. Lineage: Eukaryota; Metazoa; Mollusca; Gastropoda; Patellidae. The record is from RefSeq and is a predicted model, not a curated record. The transcript has 6 exons. Gene Ontology annotation, biological process: mitochondrial respiratory chain complex I assembly; electron transport coupled proton transport; aerobic respiration.